AUCGAAAUCCAAUUCUUUUACUCAAAACUCUCUCCCUUUUGCUUCGUUGAAUACCAUACCUAACUAAUGGCGCCCAAGGCAGCGGAGAAGAAACCGGCGGAGAAGAAACCAGCAGCGGCAGAGAAGGCACCGGCCGAGAAGAAGCCCCGAGCGGAGAAGAAGUUGCCGAAGGAAGGCUCUAUUGAUAAGAAAAAGAAGAAGGCCAAGAAGAGCGUAGAGACUUACAAGAUAUACAUAUUCAAGGUGUUGAAACAGGUUCAUCCUGAUAUUGGUGUCUCUAGCAAGGCUAUGGGGAUCAUGAACAGUUUCAUCAACGAUAUUUUUGAGAAGCUCGCUCAAGAGGCUUCGAGGCUUGCUCGAUACAACAAGAAGCCCACCAUCACUUCCCGGGAGAUUCAGACUGCUGUUAGGUUGGUUCUUCCUGGAGAGCUUGCUAAACAUGCUGUUUCUGAAGGGACCAAGGCUGUUACUAAGUUCACUAGUUCAUAAAUUUAGGGUAUCUAAAGUUUCUUAUGGAUCUAUAUUGGGUGUUUAAGAAUUGGCCUAGUAGUGAUUAGGGAUCUAGGGUUUUUUGGAUGUAAAUUGUGCAUGGAUUAAGGUUUUUUAUUGAAAUUUGAUUGGCUUUUUAAUUAAUGAAUUUUCUGGUUCCUAA
Molecule: messenger RNA, 652 nt
Organism: Hevea brasiliensis (rubber tree)
Lineage: Eukaryota; Viridiplantae; Streptophyta; Magnoliopsida; Malpighiales; Euphorbiaceae
Product: probable histone H2B.3
Exons: 1
Coding region: 67-489 (140 amino acids)
Biological process (GO): nucleosome assembly
Cellular component (GO): nucleosome
Molecular function (GO): structural constituent of chromatin; protein heterodimerization activity; DNA binding
Source: RefSeq, a predicted model, not a curated record